Molecule: messenger RNA, 2471 nt
Organism: Phytophthora nicotianae INRA-310
Lineage: Eukaryota; Oomycota; Peronosporomycetes; Peronosporales; Peronosporaceae
Exons: 1
Coding region: 529-2379 (616 amino acids)
Source: RefSeq, a predicted model, not a curated record
CGCUUCCCACUGUUGGUAGUACAGCAGAAGAAACCAAAGAGGUUUCUCGUAAGCACACAGAAUAGUGGACCACGUUCUGUAUCAAACAGCAUAUUUGUCUCUGGAAAGGAUAGUCAAGGAUAAGUUCUCAGUUCGGUUAACUGCCAAGGUCCUCCUCUCCUGAAACGUCUCGAUUGUCAGGUCACACUGUGGGAUUGAGCACGUCGUCUACGCAUUCAAGCACGAGCACCAAAGUAAAGUGGCCUUGCGCCGUGCGCCAAACGAGCGUCUAGUUGACGUGGGUGAACCUGAAAUUGGAUCGCUGGCUGCAUUUGAGCAAAAUAACAGGACAGUAACCUUGUAGAUGUCAAUUGAGAUAACCCACCAGUUCAGAAUGUUUCCCAUCAAGAUAAAUCCUGAUUCCAAUCUAUUAGGCGACACUGUGGAAUAUUCUGGCCUGGUGUCGCCAGUAGAGGCGGCAUUACACGCAAAUGACUCAAGGCAAUUCAGUACCCGAGUCACACGGAUGCCACAGCUCGCCAACCUUCUAUGCGAUGCAGCUCAGGUGGCCAAGACGCGAUUGCUCAAAUGAGUGUAGUUGGACAGAAAGACCAAUUUUUGUGUAAUACCAAAAAACCUUUUUUGGUCGGGAGUGACGUCAAUCAAGCUACCUCUGCCUUUGGCCAAGCUCCGACUCUCCUUCAGUAUCGAAUUCCCAAGCCGAACUUCGAGGCGACGACGAUGGCUUCGCCGAGGAUGUUGUUGCUGCUGCUGCUGCUGACGCUGCUGCUGGCGCCCGCAUCGGCCGAGGGUAUGCAAUCCGUCAUGGGCAUCGUCAACACGAAGCGCUCCGUGAAACUGGACCCGAGCGUACAACACAUUCCGCUAGACCCGGCGAAGGCCCAGCUGCGGCCUCCGCCGGCACAGAUCCCCGCGUCGUUCGACAUCUUCGUGGGCCUCUCAGUCUUCCGCGAUGGAUUCCGCUGUGGCAAGACCAUUUUCACAGGACUGAAACGUGCCAAGUACCCGGAGAGACUCUUUUUCGGCGUGGUGGACCAGGUGAACGACGGCGACGAGCGCUGCCUCGAUGAGUUCUGCAAGAUGGCCGAGGCUGAGUGGCCCGACAAGGGACCAUGCCCCUACAAAGAUCACAUCCGCGUGGACAUACGCCAGGCCUCCGAAUCGCGCGGCCCCACGCUCGCGCGCCACCAGCAGCAAAAGUUGAUCCAGCAAGAGGAGUUCUGUCUGCAGCUGGACGGCCACAGCAUUUUCACGAACCUCUGGGACGAAAACCUGCUGGCUGAAUGGAAGCGCGUCAACAACGAGAUGGCUGUGCUGUCCACGUAUUUGCACCACAUCCACGACUUCGUCAAGGAGAAUGGCGACAAUGCGCUCUCGGCUUCGUUGCCACAUUUGUGCUCGACCAUGCGAGGGUCCAAUGGUCUGGUGCGUACUGUUGGCGCUAGUAUGAUCAGCGGCUCUAAGUUCCCGCAGCUGGAGGCCCUUUGGGGUGCUGGCCUGUCCUUCAACAAGUGCCACGCCGAGCGGCGAGUUCCUGUGGACUCACAUACGCUAUGGAUGUUCGACGGUGAGGAAUUCUUGCGUGCAUCCCGAUUGUGGACGAGUGGAUACGACAUGUACUCUCCCAGUGAGCUGGGCUCCGUUAUCUACCACAAUUACUCAAAGGUCCCGGCUCGUUUUGAGCACAUUACGGUAGAUCCGCAGGUGAAGAAGCGCGAGAGCGAGAUGGCUGUGAACCGCUUUAAACACCUGGUUGGUAAACCCGUUAAGGGCAUGGUCGAUACGUAUGAGCUUGAUAAUUACGGCUUCGGAUCGGUGCGCUCGUUUGAGACGUAUCUGAAGUUCUCUGGCGUGACGUUCCAGGACGGUGUGAACGAUACCGAGUCGUGUGAGCAGCUUCACUGGGUGCCUUAUGAAAACGCGACGGAAGUAGAGGCUCUUAUGGGAAAUGGUUGGAAGCUGCAGGCGACGUCGGAUGGGGCCGCUCAACCCACCCCGCAGCAACAGGUUGCUCAGGAAGCCGAGCAAGAAGGAGUAAAAACACAAACACUAGUGCCCACGAAGGAGACUGUCGAUCCGCCGAAGGAGCUGGCAGUUGUCGAUGAUGACCCCAACGCCGAGGUUGCACAACAUGCAGCAGAUGCUCACGCUGAGAACGGCGCAGAUAUCGGUGAAGAUGAGGAGGAGGCGAAGGCGCGUUUGCGGCAGGAGGUAGUGAACAAUCGCUCGGCUAAGGGCCCUUCCACCGCUCCAGUCUGGUUCUUCCUGUUUGUAGUCGUGGCCGCCCUGUUCGUGACACUUUCAAACGACAGAGUGUCGCGCUCAAUCCGGCUAGCAUUCUGUGCCAGUACUCCACACACGCACAGCAGCAAUGAGUAAGUACUGACAGACAAUUCAAAAUGUUCCCUCCUUAGGCGUUUUCAGCUGUCUUAAAUACACAAAAUAGGUAGCAAAAGCCUGGUUUCAUGUUG